Molecule: messenger RNA, 1965 nt
Organism: Henningerozyma blattae CBS 6284
Lineage: Eukaryota; Fungi; Ascomycota; Saccharomycetes; Saccharomycetales; Saccharomycetaceae
Gene: SIL1
Product: Sil1p
Exons: 1
Coding region: 1-1965 (654 amino acids)
Cellular component (GO): endoplasmic reticulum
Molecular function (GO): adenyl-nucleotide exchange factor activity
Source: RefSeq, a predicted model, not a curated record
AUGAAGAACAUACUCUGCAUUUUACCCUUAUUGGCACUCGUUUGCAAUGCUGAUAAGAUUGAAGUAAAACCACAACCCACUGAAGAAGACCCUCAAACGUCUCUUUAUAUUGGUGAUUCAUUGAUUUGUAACAGUGUGGGCUGUUAUCCAAAAGUGUUUGAGCCUUCUGACGAUUGGAAAGUGGUCAAACCGGCUCAACAGCUACCUGCAGGUUUAGAUAUUAGAAUUAAUUUGGAUACUGGCUUAAAAGAGGCAAAGCUGGGUGAUAAGAAGACUAGGACUACUGUUGAGACCACCUCGGUUGAAAAUGCUAUUGAAACUUUAAUUGAAAGUUCAAUUGAAAAUUCAAUUGAAUCUACAAUUACAACUGAAACGUUACAGUCAGUUUCCACUGAGAAUAUUGAAACUAAUACACUCGAUACUGUGACUGCUACGUUAAUUUCAGUUGACAAAGGAAAUAUUGAUGAGUCAUCAGAAACUUUGGAAUCAACGAGUUCAGAAUCUACUGCGUCCAUUACUACUAAAGAAUCUACACCUGCAUCUGCAUCUGCAUUAGAAACUACAAGCUUAGAAACUACAAGCUUAGAAACUACAAGCUUAGAAACUACAAGCUUGGAAACUACAAGCUUAGAAACUACAAGCUUAGAAACUGCAAGCUUGGAAUCUACUACAUCAACAACUAUUGCAGGAUUUGUUGCAUCUGAAUCCACAUUGGAUUCAACGGUUUCUACAUCCGUCACAUCGACUCUAGAAUCGACAAUCGCCGAAACAAUUGCAUCUAUAUCCACUUUAGAGUCUGCCAGUUCACCUUCUGUAGAAACUGCUAACUCAGUUGCUCCUGAUUCUGCUAGUUCAACUGCUUUAGAAGAAACUACUAGUUUAACUUCUGUAGAAUCUGCUAGUUCUGUUACUUUAGGAGAUUCCAGCUCAUCUGUCUUAGAAACUGCCAGCUCUGUUACUUUAGAAUCUACUAUUUCCUCUACUGUAGAAACUGCCAGCUUUUCCUCAUCAGAACCCCCCGUUUCAUCAACUGAUUCAUCUCUUUCCAUAACAGAUGCUUCUACUGAAUACGAAUUCUCUCAACAAUUCAAUCAAAUUAGACAAUUAUUAAAACAAAACUCCAUAGAUGAUUACAAUAAAGCUGAAACUCUUCUUGAUGAUUUAAUUGAAUAUUCUCAUGAUUAUAAAUAUGGAUUUUCAAUAAUUACUCAUGAAUUUGUUUUAUUAAAAGAUACAAUGUUAAAUCCAUCUUACCCAGUCUCAUUAAGAGAAGUCACUUCUCGUAUAAUCAUUGGUUGUUUAAGAAAUAAUCCACCUGUCAUUGAAUAUAUUAUUACUAAUUAUCCAACUUUUAAAGAUGAAAUUUUCCAAUGGUUUCAAGGUUUGAAAAUUCAAAAUAAGGUCAAAAUUAUUUCAUCUCAAGAUAUUUUAAUUAAAAGAUAUAUGUCAAUUCUAGAUGAAUUAUUACCAAUUGACUAUGAUUUCUCUGAUAAGGAUCUACAAUCCUUUAGUUUCACUUACGAUUUAUUAGAUAAUAAAAAUACUAAAUUGAAAAUGUUGGAACUUGUCUCCAAUUUAUUUUCAAAUGAAGUAGAAUUAAGAAACCAUGCUGAUAUUACAAUUUCUCAAAAAUGGUGCAAUGAAUAUUCAACUUUUAUUCAAGAUUCAACAAUUGAUGAAUUACAUUUACGUAAAUUUUUUAGAAGUUUAUCAACCAUUAAAAAAGUUUAUGGUUCACAAUUAAAUCUAAAUUCAUCAUUUACUAAAUGGCUUUCUAAACAGGCGGAUACUAGAAAUAAAAGAUUAAAUAAUGGAUUAAAGGAAAGAGAUUUGGAACAAGAUUCUUUCGACAAAUUAUUUGUAGAAAGUAGACACGUAUUAUUCGGCAACCCAUUUGCUCAAAGAGUUAAACAACAACAAUUACAAGAGACUGAGCCACAAGACCGAUUCGAAGACGAAUUUUAA